CAAAAUAGAUUUCUUUCAACUUAUUAUUGCAUUAUUACAUUUUCAGAUCUGAUUAAUGCAAAUAAAGGAGUCUACUGGAUCGGCUUAAAUGAUCGGAGAACUGAAGGAACAUACGUAUGGUUGGAUGAUAGGACAAAGGCAAAUUUUACAAGAUGGAACACUGGGGCGCCCAACAACUCCAAUGGAAACGAGAACUGUGUUGUUGUUGAUUCCAACAAGGGAGAUAGAUGGGAUGAUUUAGAUUGUAACACAACAAACAGAUUUAUCUGCCAGAGGCUUCCCUGUAA
Molecule: messenger RNA, 287 nt
Organism: Candidula unifasciata
Lineage: Eukaryota; Metazoa; Mollusca; Gastropoda; Stylommatophora; Geomitridae
Source: the annotation of a GenBank genome assembly